Molecule: messenger RNA, 1566 nt
Organism: Diaporthe citri
Lineage: Eukaryota; Fungi; Ascomycota; Sordariomycetes; Diaporthales; Diaporthaceae
Exons: 2
Coding region: 1-1566 (521 amino acids)
Biological process (GO): protein phosphorylation; intracellular signal transduction; mitotic cell cycle
Cellular component (GO): nucleus; cytoplasm
Molecular function (GO): ATP binding; histone H3T3 kinase activity
Source: RefSeq, a predicted model, not a curated record
AUGUCGCAAAGAACCUCCGUCCGAACCUAUGGCAAACGGGCCAGGAAGCCCCGGCCGGGGAAGGCUUUGGCGGAGCUGGACGUGAACGUCUCCAUAAGCACGACCACCUCGAAGAGCACGGAGUCAGAUGACACCAUCACCAAGAUCACGAAGAAGCUCAAAGAUGUUACAAUCCAUGAUGGACAGAAGACCAAGUCCUCGGCGAAGCCAAAGGCCGCCCCGCCAGCAGCUGCGCCUUCGCCACAGCCACCACAGACUCCCAGAAGACCCAACCAACCAGACAUACCAAGCCUGGCUCCCACACCUCUAGAUACCCAGGAGGACUCCAAAAUGCUGUCAUGGGAGGACGUUUGCCCCUUUGGAGACCGGAUCGAGAAGAUCGCCGAGGCAUCUUAUGCGGAAGUCUACCGGAUCACAAACGACCGAGGAACCAGCAUUAUCAAGGUGAUACGGCUGGACUCGCCGAUAAAGCCGCAGACCAAAGCACAGCAGAAAUCUGGACUUGUCGACGAGGAGCCCCACAGUGGAGAUGACCUGGCGGGAGAGCUGCACAUCUCGGAGCUCCUGGCGGACAUUCCAGGGUUUGUCAUCUACAAGGAGAGAUACACUGUUCAGGGCAAGGCCACGCCAGCCCUAUUGGAAACACAUCAGACCUUCCACAAGAAGAUGAAGCGGAAGGACCCAGAUCGCUUGCAAUUCUACCCGUCCCCGAGCCGGUACCUGAACGACACCAAGUUCCUCGUUGUCGAGCUGGGUGAUGCUGGGACGGCACUCGAGGAUCUGGAGAUUCUCUCCGUUGAUCAGAUAUGGGACAUCUUUCUGCACGUCGCAGUCGCACUCGCGCGGGCCGAGAACCUGGUGAGAUUUGAGCAUCGCGAUCUGCAUGAAGGAAACGUUUGUGUCCGUGAGGUCAGAAGCCCAAAGGCGAAAACAGACAGGUCUCCAUGCCGCUUCGGAUACUCGGGGCUGGACGUGACUAUAUUAGACUACGGCCUCUCGCGGGCAGAAGAUAUCGAAGAUGUCUCCGCCCGGCCCAUCGCCCAGGACCUGGAGAAAGACCUGAGCCUGUUCAUCAGCACCCACGCGGCACAGUGCAAGGUUUACCGACAGAUGCGCUCAUAUCUGCUGAAAGGCGACCGCGUAUGCCUACCGCCCAAAUCACACAACAAGCCCUACGAGAAGGGUGUCAACGGACGAAUAUCAUGGAAGCAGCAUCAUGCAUACACCAACGUCCUGUGGCUAGCAUAUCUGUACGAAUACCUCGUCAAGAACUUCAAAGGCGGGAAGAAGGAGUUGGCGUUGUUCCGACGAGAGUCACAUGAGUUCUGGACACAUCUCAACCCUGAAGCGCCACCUGAGAUCUUGUCGUUCUCGAGUGCCGAGGACGUGGUCGAGUUCGCAGUGGAGGCAGGCUGGAUAGAAGAAGACCAGCUGGUCGGCCCCAAUGGCGAUACGAGUCUUUCUCAGAUCGGGGACGAGAGCAUAAUAGAAAUACGAACGUCCCGGAGAGACGAGGUGAGUCUAAGGAGAUCACCAAGGCGGCGUGCUCAGCCUCCUGUGGACUGA